Ophidiomyces ophidiicola is the source of this 417-nucleotide messenger RNA. RefSeq lists its product as uncharacterized. The transcript has a single exon. The record is from RefSeq and is a predicted model, not a curated record. The coding region runs from base 1 to 417 and encodes 138 amino acids. Lineage: Eukaryota; Fungi; Ascomycota; Eurotiomycetes; Onygenales; Onygenaceae.
AUGAACCAACUUCCCCCAUCUCCACCCCCAGAACCCAAUCCGGAGUCGCAACCCCAAGAGCUAGGGCCGGUUCCGCUAACAGCCCCUGCGCGUACGACACCGAUCCACGAACUCCUUCCCAACAUCCGUGUUCCGUCCGAUCCACUCCCAUGCCAUCGAUAUCACCCUGUAACUUGUGCACCGUUGGAUGUUAUUGAACACAAGGCUGAGCUGCAGCAACUACGCAAAGAGCAUACGACUUCUGUCGCUGCAUUGAAGGCACAAAAAGAUAUCGCAAAAGAGGUUAAAAGGAGAAUAGAGGAAGCCGAAGCAAAGACGGAUAGUAUCCAGAAGCAAAUGAAGCGAAAGACAGAAGAAAGGGAUACUGAAAGAAGAGUAUUCUCAAAAAUCAAAAAGGAAAAAGAAGGGAAAAUGUAA